Messenger RNA from Procambarus clarkii (red swamp crayfish), 681 nucleotides. The record is from RefSeq and is a predicted model, not a curated record. Lineage: Eukaryota; Metazoa; Arthropoda; Malacostraca; Decapoda; Cambaridae.
AUGGACGGUGCUUUACCCGGCAAUGCGCAUUACAUAAGGAGGCCCUCCGUCUACUCCCGAAACUUCCACAAGCCAGAGGAGUGUUCCGCCUGUUAUAGGAACUAUGGGGAAGCUGUGAGACGGCCUCGCAGCCUCCCUUGUGGGCACACAAUAUGCUCAGAAUGUAUUGACAAUACUAUUAAGGACGACAAGCUCACCUGCCCCACCUGCCGUAUGCAACACAGUGCAACAUCUGCAACUGUGUUCCCAAUAAACUUUUGUGUCGAGAACUUGGUUGGGAAGCUUAACGAGACCAACAUGGAGUUGCAGUCCAUGUUGCAUGAGAAGACCAGCAUGAAGAACCUCAUUACAAGUUGUGAGGAGGCGCUGAACAAGCUAGGAGGGUACAGGGGUCGACUGAGGGACUGGAAGACUGAACACCUACAGCUACAGGACCGGCUGGUGGGCCUCAACACUGCUACAGUGAGUCUCCUCGACCAAGAGGAUUGCAGUGUGAUGAAGUAUGUGAAUAAAGGAGAGGAAGUAAAUAAACAACUGGAGAUAAUGUUACUAAAUAAAGUCAUCAACGCUCACGACGUGAGCAUCGCGACAGGCAAGGCCAAACACUGGCUCCAGGAAUGCGAGCAGCUCUUCCCUGACCCAAACACUGUCUACACUUCAAUGAGGGUUCAGUUGAGAUAG